Messenger RNA from Diaporthe batatas, 1440 nucleotides. RefSeq lists its product as uncharacterized. The coding region runs from base 23 to 1075 and encodes 350 amino acids. The record is from RefSeq and is a predicted model, not a curated record. The transcript has a single exon. Lineage: Eukaryota; Fungi; Ascomycota; Sordariomycetes; Diaporthales; Diaporthaceae. Gene Ontology annotation, molecular function: hydrolase activity.
CGGAAUCUCACGCGACCCAAAUAUGAUCUUUUUCAAGCUCAACCUCGCCCUUGCGCUUUGCAUCACCAGCGCCUGCGGCCUCGUCGAAAGAACAGGUCACUCGCUCGACACGAGACACGGAUAUGGCCACAACGAAAGCGCCCUGCCCACUCUUGAGCCUCUCCAGUACGUGGACACAGCAUCUCUCCUCCGCAUCGAGUACUACGACGAGGGGCCUCGUGACGCCGAAGCCGUGAUCCUCGUGCACGGGUUCCCAUAUGACAUCAACAGCUUCGCAGAGGUGGCACCGCGGCUCGUCAAGAAGGGCUACCGCGUGAUCGUGCCCUACCUACGCGGCUACGGCGGCACCCAGUUCCUCAACGAAUCUACACCCCGCAGCGCAGAGCAGGCGGCCUUGGGGUACGACCUGCUUACCCUGAUGGACGCCCUCGAGAUUCAACACGCGAUCCUCGCCGGCUUCGACUGGGGCACCAUCCCUGUCAACGUGGUCGCCGCCGUCUGGCCGGACCGGUGCGACGGCAUGGUCACGGUGGGGAGCUACCUGAUCCAGGACCAGCGCAGGGCGUGGGUGCCCCAGGACCCGGACUCCGAGGCGGCGCGGUGGUAUUUCUACCUCUUCCUCCACCCCAAUGGACCCGUCGCCCUCGAGACGCGACUGAGGGCGUACGCCCGCGCCAUCUGGGCCAGGAACUCGCCGCGGUGGAAUUUCAGCGAGGCAGAGGUCGAUCGCGCGCUGCCUGCGCUGCAGAAUCCAGACUUCGUCAACAUCACUAUCGACUUCUACAGGAAUCGUCUCUUGUCCACACCGGGUGAUCCCGCGUAUGCCGAGCUCGCGGGCACGCUUGAUGAGCAGCCGGCCAUCUCGGUCCCGGCGGUGACGCUCGACCCCGAGUUCAGCACGACGUUCCCGGCGACGGACGGGUCUGCAGCUGGGCCGCUUUUCACCGGUACCAGGGUACAUCACAUUGUGCGGGGCGCAGGGGAGAACAUACCUCAGGAGAGCCCCGGUGCGUUUGUGGAUGCUAUCCUUGAAGUUGAUGGCUUAUCGAAGGCCCAAAGGGCUCGGGCGGCCUGAAUGCCACUAUCAUACGACCCAUUCUCUAUUGCAUGUUCCAUUUACAAUAACCGGAUUGAACAAGAGGUCACAGCAGACCGGAUGCAGACGCCGAAAGGAUCUUGAGAGCUCCCUCAAACGGCUGAAUGGACGGCACCUGGGCACGCGGGAUGUUGAUAGACUUGGUGUUAGCUCUCAAGGCAUGAAGAUGUAGACGCAUACCUUGGCAGAUGUCUUACCGCUACACUCAGAAAGGCACUUGAGUAAAUGUGGAUUACAAUAAAGAAACCGUGGGCUACUUCUGUCCACGAUUCUAGUCAACGCCGUCGUCAAGACGGUGCCCCUUAGCCUUGUCUGUGCGUCGCAAGGCUGAGGCUACAAGCACC